AUCAUCCAGUGGGACUUUAUGGACACCUUCUUCAACCUCACCCUGAAGGAUGUGCUGUUCUGGGACUGGUUCUCGAGGCAUUGCCCACAUGCCCAUUUCAUUUUUAAGGGUGAUGAUGAUGUAUUUGUGAGGACACCUGCAGUCCUAGACUAUCUGCUGGCUGAAGCGGCAAACAGAAGCUUUUCAGAUGGAUCCAGGCAGGCAAAUAAAAUGGAGACGUUUGUUGUGGGGGACGUGAUAAGCAAUGCCACACCUAUACGCUCUAAUGGGACUAAGUACUACAUCCCAGAGAGUUUCUAUAAAGGGUGGUACCCAUCAUACCCUGGUGGAGGAGGGGUGAUUUACUCUGGUUCUCUAGCACAUAGGCUUUUGGCGGUAUCACAGCGGGUUCAUCUGUUCCCCAUUGAUGACGUCUACCUGGGUAUGUGUCUUCAGAGACUGGGAGUUUACCCUAUCCACCACCCUGCCUUCCUCACCUUUGACUUCCCCAAAGAUGAGCCCAAGGAACCCUGUGCGAAUCACACCAUCCUGCUGGUGCACAAGCGAAGCCCUGCUGAGAUGUUCCAACUUUGGACUGAAACGUCGACACCCAGCCCUAAAUGCAGAAAUACAAUGCUGAGAGCCUUGACCUGA
Messenger RNA from Sinocyclocheilus grahami, 633 nucleotides. Its product is annotated as N-acetyllactosaminide beta-1,3-N-acetylglucosaminyltransferase 2-like. Gene Ontology annotation, molecular function: UDP-glycosyltransferase activity; hexosyltransferase activity. Gene Ontology annotation, cellular component: Golgi membrane. The transcript has a single exon. Gene Ontology annotation, biological process: protein O-linked glycosylation; poly-N-acetyllactosamine biosynthetic process. Lineage: Eukaryota; Metazoa; Chordata; Actinopteri; Cypriniformes; Cyprinidae. The record is from RefSeq and is a predicted model, not a curated record. The annotation marks the transcript as partial.